UCCGGGGUGACGAGGCGUGUCCUUCCGCCAUCUCUGCGGCGCGGGGUGUGCUGAGGGGUGCGCGCGGCUGAGGGGACCGAACCGGACCCGGACCGACCGGAGCCACCCCGCCCGGACCCGUGCGACUGUCGCCAUGGCUCGGAACGCGGAAAAGGCCAUGACGGCCUUGGCAAGAUUUCGUCAAGCUCAGCUCGAGGAAGGAAAAGUUAAGGAACGAAGACCUUUCCUUGCAUCAGAGUGUAAUGAAUUGCCUAAAGCUGAGAAAUGGAGGAGACAGAUCAUUGGGGAAAUUUCCAAGAAGGUGGCACAGAUUCAGAAUGCUGGCUUAGGUGAAUUCAGGAUUCGGGACCUCAACGAUGAAAUAAACAAACUUCUGAGGGAGAAAGGACACUGGGAGUUCAGAAUAAAGGAGCUAGGAGGCCCUGACUAUGCUCGGAUUGGACCAAAAAUGUUAGAUCAUGAAGGGAAAGAAGUUCCAGGAAACAGAGGUUACAAAUAUUUUGGAGCUGCAAAGGAUUUACCAGGAGUUAGAGAACUUUUUGAGAAGGAACCCCUCCCACCACCUCGGAAAACUCGAGCUGAGCUUAUGAAAUCCAUUGAUGCAGAAUACUAUGGCUACAGGGAUGAAGAUGAUGGUAUCCUGGAGCCACUGGAACAAGAACAUGAAAAGAAAGUGAUAGCAGAAGCAGUGGAAAAAUGGAAAAUGGAGAGAGAAGCACGACUUGCAAGAGGUGAGGAGGAAGAGGAGGAGGAAGAAGAUAUCUACGCUGUCAACGAUGAUGAGUCUGAUGAGGAAGGUGGCAAGGAAAGAGAAGGUGAAGAAGGCCAACCUAAAUUUAUUGCACACGUUCCAGUGCCAUCUCAACAGGAGAUUGAGGAAGCUCUUGUACGGAGAAAGAAGAUGGAGCUGCUUCAGAAGUACGCCAGUGAAACCCUCCUGGCACAGAGCGAGGAGGCAAAAACACUGUUAGGGUUGUAGCACUGCACCAGCAUGUCCUGGCUUUUGCAUAAUCCAUCUAAAAACAACAGGCUCCCAUGUUCUGGUAGCAGACACUUCUAGCUUUGAAAGCUCCUGUGGAUGUUAAGAGUGAAGCUGCAAUGUGUUGGUGGUGUCACUGCUGCUCUGCCCGCUGUAUCCUGACUGUAAGUGUACACUUCUUUCUCACAUUGGGUUUUGCUGAGUUGAAUCCAGAAGUAGCUUAUUCUGUUGUACCUGGUCAGGCAAGAACCUGUUUAGAGGUGCUUUGAUGGCAGAUCUUAGGAGUGACUUCUAAGUGGGUUUGGUUCUUUAUAUAACACGUGCAGUGUGUCCAAAAGCUGUUGCCCUUUUAGUAGCUUGUAACAGUGCCUGGGUGAAUUGCUUCAAUGCUGGAUAUUUCAGCAGCACUUGUAAAUAACACCCAACUUUGCAAUACCUUGUUCAAGUAUUUGUAGUAAAACUUCCUUUACAACCUGA
Messenger RNA from Colius striatus (speckled mousebird), 1456 nucleotides. RefSeq names its product ISY1 splicing factor homolog (gene ISY1). Gene Ontology annotation, cellular component: post-mRNA release spliceosomal complex; catalytic step 2 spliceosome; post-spliceosomal complex. The transcript has 11 exons. NCBI's taxonomy places the organism in Eukaryota, Metazoa, Chordata, Aves, Coliiformes, Coliidae. Gene Ontology annotation, biological process: mRNA 3'-splice site recognition; generation of catalytic spliceosome for second transesterification step. The record is from RefSeq and is a predicted model, not a curated record. Bases 134 to 979 code for a protein of 281 amino acids.